AUGGAAAACUUCAACAAAUGGGUCAGCACAACUCCUGGAAGAGAAAAUGACGAUGAAGCCAAGAAAGUUAGACAGUCACUUCUCGAUAAACUGUCAUCUGAAGAAGAAAAACGAGCGAAAGAGGUUCAGAAACAGCAUGAAAAGAAAUUGGAAGAGAACAAUAUUCUGAUGGGUGUGAAAGCUGAGUCUGAAAGGUAAUAUAAUAUUUCAUUUGGUUCGUUAAUAAUUCACGUGAAUUUAUAGAGCAUCAUCAGUUUCACAAUCUCUUCAAGAUGUCAAAAUCGACUUUGAAAACAGCUUAUCUAACUUGGAACAAUUGAACGGUUAGUUUGAAUACAGUGGAGGUAGUUCGUGAAAAUCAAUUAAUCCAUUUCAAAAAUUCUCGGAUGAGCGACUUUUUUUUUUAGGUUUCGUAUCUGGAAUUUGCGAAAAUUCGAGCGAUUUGACAGCGGAAGAUAAAAUAAUUGAAGAAUGUUGGAAAUCGAAUGAUGAAUUUGAGAAAUGUUUGGAAAAUGCCAACGAAUAUUUGAACUCAAUCAGAGAAAAACAUGAUAUUUCCAAAGUUUUCUCAAAAAUAAUCAGCGAAAAAGAUCAACUAAAAAGCAGAUUAGCUGUAACUGAAAGUAAGCAUUCAAAAUUCAUUGGAGUUCGUAAUGAUUUGAAAAUAAACAAAACGAAAAACAUUAUGAAAUUGAAGAAAAAUGAAGAAUUGUUCGACAAAACUCAGUUUUUGAAAGACGGUCAUUCUAAACUCGAAACAGAAAACGGUGAUUUGAACGAAAAACUUGUUGAUAAACGAGCUGCUCUUGUUGCAUUGGAAUUCACGGAAGCAAGAAUAGGACAUGAUUCUGAAUUUGAGGAAAAAAAUAAAAAAUUGGAAGAAAAAAAAGUAGGUUAUUUUUUAUUGAUUUCGCACUUUGGCUAAGUUCGUGGUUCUCAAAAUUCAAAAUUGUACGCUGAACUUUUUAAUUCCAAAAUUUCAAUUUUUUCAAAAGCCAUUAUCAAUACAAUAUUUUGACGCUGAAAUAAGCAAUACAAAUAUUACAGAGCUCAUCUGAAAGUAUGAAUGAAGAUCUCAAAAGAAAGAACGAAUCUGUCAACCAAGAUUUAAUUAAUUCAAAACAGACAUUGAAAAAAGCGAUGGAGAAUUUGAAAGGAACUGAUUUGGUAAUUGAAGAAAGUGGAAAGAAACUGAUCGAGAAGAAAUAUCUUCAAAUCAGAAAUAUACUCGAAAGAAAGAAAAAGGAAGCGAAGAAUUCAUCGGUUUCGAGUCUUCAAAAAAGUAGAGAAAUCGAGAAAAACUCAAUCAGUGAUUGCAGAAAGCAAAUAUGUCAAGCGAGAACUCAUGGAACGAAAGAAUUCAAAUCAAUCAAAGAGCAUGAAGCAGCAGUAAAAAUAAAAUUUACAGAAAAUUAGAAGAAUGAGUAUUUUCAGAUUUCAAAACGCAUUAGAGCAAUCGAACGUCUCAACAAUCAAAAAUCAGUUUUGGAAAACAAGAAAUUGAGAAUCGAGACCGAUUUCAAAGGAAUAAUUUCAUUUGGUAAGAUCAAAUCAAUUGCUCUCAAUAGAACUGAUGCAUCAGAAAAAGAAGAUCGAUCUGGAACAAGUGGUUUAGAUGAAUCUGGAAUGUCUUCAUUUGAUGAUAAUCAAUCAGUUCGAACUGAUCUUUCAUUGACACCUCAAAAGGUUUGUAUUUACAAUCAGAAUAUAAUUAAUCUUUCAUUAAUAAUCAUUUUUUGUUUCCAGCCGGUUGUCGCAACUCGCGCAGUUUCAACAGCUUCAAUCGAUCCAUUUGAUCCAUUUAUUCGUGCUGCUCCAAUGUUAACAAGUACUCCAAUUGCAAAUUCGUAAGUUGUUUUUUUCGAAAAAUAUACGCGGUCAAUAUUUUAGAACACGUAGAAAUCCGGUUGUUGAUGUUAUCCCAAAAAAACGAGGAGGAGGUCGUGGAAGAGGAACUCGAGGAGGUAAACGGGGAAAAUAG
Molecule: messenger RNA, 1981 nt
Organism: Caenorhabditis angaria
Lineage: Eukaryota; Metazoa; Nematoda; Chromadorea; Rhabditida; Rhabditidae
Source: the annotation of a GenBank genome assembly